GCGCCGUCUUAGCGCCCUCCACAACGCCCUCCGGUCUUUUCGCAGGACUCUCGGCGCUCCCCCUCUUUGGCACCCUCUAUUUGUCUCCCUUGACAUAUUUUGGCCCCCGCAUACGACCUUCUCGCCACGGAAUCUCAUGAUGUCAAUCCAAGAAGCCACACUACACUCACAGCCUCAGCAAGGCAACUCUUCAUCCGACCCAUCAACUUCCGCGAUUCCUCUUGUCCCCUCUGCCGCCGGUCGUGUAUCCGGUAAGCCAUGGAAGCAGCCAAAAUCUGCAACAGUGCGUACGUUGCUCCCAGACGGCCUCAAGUCGAAGAGCUGGGAAGAUCGCAUGCAAAAGACGCAGAAGGAGAAAGCCAUCAAGAAAUUGCAGGCUGAGCUUAGCGAGGAGAAGAGGGUUGAGAAGGAGCGUCGGAGACAGAUCACCUUGGACCGCAAAAAGGCCGCGGAGGAGCGCCUUAGACUAGAGGAGGACAAGGCCAAGAUGGGCGCACGGAAGGCUGCGCGUAUGCGUCGGAAGGCCGGUCGCACCAAAAAGAUCAAUCAUUGAAAUGUUGGUGUACACGGAUGUCGACACGGCGGGGAACAGACACGGGCUUUCGUGCCCUACACAUGGCUGUGGUUCCACUUCAAAUGACGCAGUGUUAUGCGUUACCAGCUGUCAUGCUUGCUUGGGAUCGUCGAGGAAUGGGAACUGCUCGCCCGUUGUGCGUGAGGCGCGGCUGCUGGAGGGACGAAUUCGAAUAGACUGGCCAUGUAUCUUGUUAGAGCAUACUGACUCUAUUCCAAUAGUGGAGCGGACCGACGAACUCCUGUACACGAACUGCGAUGGUCUAGACAUCGAUAUAGCGCGCAGUAAUUGACAAUCGUGUCCAAUACAUGCAAUUUACCCGGGCUAUGGCUGGCCGUUGCCACCGUAAGCGUCAGAGGUGACAUUGUCAUUUCGCAUGAUACACAAUCCGUUUCAUAUACAGACCGACUCAGACUG
Messenger RNA from Rhodofomes roseus, 991 nucleotides. Its product is annotated as Cgr1 family-domain-containing protein. The coding region runs from base 137 to 553 and encodes 138 amino acids. NCBI's taxonomy places the organism in Eukaryota, Fungi, Basidiomycota, Agaricomycetes, Polyporales, Fomitopsidaceae. The record is from RefSeq and is a predicted model, not a curated record. The transcript is spliced from 4 exons.